Messenger RNA from Cryptotermes secundus, 3292 nucleotides. RefSeq names its product neurotrimin. The transcript has 11 exons. The coding region runs from base 292 to 1620 and encodes 442 amino acids. Gene Ontology annotation, cellular component: neuron projection. Lineage: Eukaryota; Metazoa; Arthropoda; Insecta; Blattodea; Kalotermitidae. The record is from RefSeq and is a predicted model, not a curated record.
AUUUUGCCUGUAUUUGCGAGGGCCCGUAAGCACGUGGUGAGGUGGUGCAUAGUCGCGCAGGAGGUGGAGUCUCACUCAUCUCCAGAAAGUCACUGCGCCUGUCUGUCCAGACGAACUCUGUAGUAGAAGGGGGCUGGAACAGUGCGUCCAAAGCAGCAGUCGGCGUUCGACCGACAAUCCGCGCGUCACGACGUCCAGCGAAGACAAGUGACUGUGAACAAGUGAGUGUGAGCGUUGUGUUCGGUGGGUGGGUUGUCCUGACAUGAUCUCAGUGGACCGGUGCAGUGGGCCAUGUCCGCCCUUCGGUUCGUAGCGUCAACGCUCUGCAUUUUCUUUACCGUCGUCGUGUCCGGAAGAAGAGUCCGGAAUCUGGAGUCGAACGGAAUUCUAACAGCAAUAGAAGAGUUCACGAAUGAGGCGCUGUUGCCACGUUUUGCCGAACCCAUUCCCAAUGUGACAGUGACCAUUGGUCGUGACGCUCUUCUAGCCUGUGUGGUAGACAACCUGCAAGGAUUUAAGGUGGCGUGGGUGCGAGUGGACACUCAGACUAUUCUGUCAAUCCACCACAACGUAAUAACCCAGAAUCCCCGGAUCUCGCUGUCAUAUAACGACCACCGAUCUUGGUACCUGCAUAUCAAGAACGUGCAUGAGGCAGACCGGGGUUGGUACAUGUGCCAGGUUAAUACAGACCCAAUGCGCAGUCGACAGGGCUACCUGCAAGUUGUCGUUCCCCCCAGUAUUGUGGACCGGGAGACGAGCACGGAUAUGGUAGUACGCGAAUCUGCCAACGUGACACUUACUUGCAAGGCAACGGGCUACCCCGAGCCCUACGUCAUGUGGCGUAGAGAGGAUGGCAAGGACAUCAACUACAAUGGCGAAAAUGUGAAUGUUGUGGACGGUGAGGUUCUUCACAUCAUUAAAGUGAGUCGGUUACACAUGGGCGCGUACCUCUGCAUCGCGUCCAACGGGGUUCCCCCAUCCAUAAGCAAACGGGUACUGCUCAGAGUGCAGUUCCCCCCGAUGCUGACCAUUCAGAACCAGCUGGAGGGAGCUUAUCUAGGGCAGGACGUUGCUUUAGACUGCCUCACGGAGGCCUACCCAACGUCCAUCAACUACUGGACCACGGAGAGAGGUGACAUGAUCGUCUCGGGAGACAAAUACGAAGCCGUGUCCACGGAUAACGGCUAUAACAAAUUCAUGAUGCUUAAGAUCCGUAGUGUGAGCAAGAGCGACUUCGGUUCAUACAAAUGUGUAGCCAAAAACUCGCUGGGUGAAACAGAUGGAGUCAUCAAACUGGACGAGAUACCAGCUCCCUCAACUACCUCAACUUCGACGGCGUUGUCUGUGACGUCACCAAUGUCCUCUAGAAAGAAAGGUCGCGGUCGGCAAUGGAAACAGCGCCUUUCGGAGAACCAUCUAGACUACGAGGUGGAGGGAUGGAGGGACUCAGAAUACGAUGACGACUAUACGCUCCCGUCUCUUGGACCGCCACCAGGCAAAUACCCUCCAGGGGCGCGCAGUGCAGCUACCACACGUCCGCCAACUGCUUCUCCCGGAAGUGGCACUUGGUUCUUCACUUGGCUCAUGUGUUGGGUUAUAUUGUGCGGUGGUUACAGCUGAUCUUACUAAGAGAACGGAGUCUGUGUAGCGCGCCACGAUGGAGCGAUUCUGUGUUCCGUGACAUGGCUCAUGUGUUUGAUUGUACUGUGCAGUGGCUACAGAUGAUCCCUCUAAGCGAAUCCCAUUCUGUACUGUGCGCUGUGGCUGAGUGACAGGACAUUUUCUGUGUUGGCCCCUGACAAAGUAUUUGUAGAGGAAAGAUAAACGACUGCAAGAUCUGAGUCAAGAAAUGAAAUCAGAAGACAGUGAAGUCCUACUGGUGAAUGUGCAUCUGUUCUUUUAAAACUACUGACUAUUUCUGUGAUGAUUAUAUUCUGAUACACAUGGGUAACGAAACUCAUAACUACAUCGGACCAAAUUACUGAAGCAAAAAGUGUUCAGCAUUAUUUCUGAAAUACAAUGGAUAUUAUGAAAGGACAAACUUCUCUGCACGAUAAGGUGUUCAACUGCCGUUCUCGAACAGCCACUUCCUGUCAUGUGUCGAUAUGGUCAUGAGUGUACACACACACAAGAGAAAUUGGGUUGUUAAUGUGAUCAGACUCAAGCAUAUCUUUAAACAAUGACGACAACGACUGAAUUUAAAAGUAUGAACGUAUAUACGUAGAUGGUCAACAUAAGGCGCCUUCAUGUUGUUACAGAAGUUACUGAGGAAGUGUGUUAUAAACAGAAGGAAAGACUUCAAGCUGUAGCUACCUAAAAAGAAAUACGCAGAAAGGAAUUAAAAAGUAGUUUUCGUAUAGGAUAGACAGUUAUUGAGAUGUACGGAAAUAUUAUACACAGGAAUUACCUGUGUGGUAUUCAAUGACCGUUGUGAUCCUAAGAAAUAAUAGCUUAAAAGUGUGAUACUCUGUCCUUUUCCCUUAAUCAAUCAUGUAAUUAUAAAACGAAAACUAAGCAAGUUUAUAUACUAUGAUAUUUUGACGCCUCCAAACUUCCAUCAUUCAAUCAAGGUGAAUGAAAAUGUUAAUAUCUUAAAAAUACAGGUGAAACGUUACGACAGCAGAAGUCUUCGUUGCUCGCCGGGUGCUAACAACAGGAAAUCUCCAGGACAAAACGAAUCUCUACCCAAGUUUUUCCACUGACUGGCGAGAUAAAGGAAGGGCCUACGUCUCAGUGUGGCCAAUCGGUCUUCCAAUUUCAUAAACUCGUUAAUACAUCUUACACCGCAUUCAUUCCUUAACUCAGGACAGGCUAAAAAUACUUACUUGUCAGCAGCGAACGUGGGCAGCUGCUGGUUCCUGAUACUUCAAUAUCCACACGGAGUAUACAUAAAAUUAUUGUCCUAUGUCGGGAUUAAAAGAAAUUGAGACAGUAUUCCUAUUCACAACUUAGCCUGAACGCAUAGAUGACAAUCAUCAGAAUGGACAAAAUGUCUUAUUCCUUUAAGGCUACAUGUUACUAUUCCUGCAGAAUCGCCCGCAUUAUGUUCUUAAGAAUCUAUUCGUAUAACAGGUUGUGCUACUGCAUUACUCAAAAAGACUUAGGUUACACAUGAAUUUAUUAAACAUUAGAAACAUUCUAUUUGCAUUGGAAAAUAUAAUGUCAACAAUUUAGUGUACUCAACUCACUGUUCAUCAUAAUAUUCAACGCUAUAUAACCUAAAUGGAGCCGGGAUAGCGUAGUCGGUAUAGCGACUGGAUAUGGGGCUGGGUGACUGAGGGUCGGACUUCGA